UCAAGCAGGAGCCCCGGGCUAGAAAUCUGGAAUUGUGUGUGUGUUUGUGAGCUUUGUGAACUGGCGGUUGUGGCGCGAUGUGAAGCAAGCGUGAUUUUAUGUGUGCAGGAAGGUGAUUGGAGGCAUCUGCAGACAGCAUGGCUGUGGCGAGCAGCUGAUACAAUGCUGGCGGCGGAGCAGCAGCCCGCCCCAACCUAGCCCGUCGCAUUACGAACGCUUCCUUCACGGGCGCGCUGGAGGGCGGUCCCCUGGGCGGCAGCGGCGGCGCGCUCGGGCCACUGCGCGCGCCCAGCUCGCCGCCCGCCUCCAGCGUAGCCACCAGUCGCCACAGUCUCAUGGACAUGAUGACGUGUCGGCUGGGUUCUCGGCGGCUGGGCGGUUCAGGAGGAUCGUUGCAGCCCGGCACAGCAUGUUCCGCCGCCAGCGAGCUUGAUUUGAGCUCGCGCCGCGCACACAAAUCUAGCCAUUACAGAUUAAAAUUACUGGGCGCAAGUGGCGAAGCCCCACUUUUGGGGGGAUGGCGAAGCACCCCACAUACGCCGCGGGCACCCGCUACCCCUGCACAGCAUCAGUCGCACAAUCAUCUAGCAUCAAAUUGCAACGGUACCGAUAGUAGCAGUAGAAAUCUCAGACGGCGUUCGACAUACACAAGCGGAAGGUUCGGAUUCGGGCUAUCGUUUUCAUUCGUAUUCGACCCGGCCGGUCGCCUAUGUUACUACUGGUCCAUGGUGGUCUCCCUCGCCUUCCUCUACAAUCUAUGGGUCAUCGUAUAUAGAUUCGCAUUUCAAGAAAUUAAUGGUGAAACAUUAAUAGUGUGGUUUUGCUUGGACUAUUUCUCGGACUUUCUAUAUAUAGUGGACAUUGUGUUUCAUUUUCGGACUGGUUAUUUGGAAGACGGUGUUUUACAGACUGAACCGGCAAAAUUGCGCCAACAUUAUAUGAACUCAACAACGUUCUACAUAGAUUGUCUAUGUUUAUUACCGCUUGAUUUCCUCUAUUUGUCUAUUGGUUUUAAUUCAAUACUACGUUCAUUUCGACUAGUGAAAAUUUAUCGUUUCUGGGCGUUCAUGGACAGAACGGAGAGACACACAAAUUAUCCAAAUUUGUUUAGAUCAACCAGUUUAAUUCAUUAUUUAUUAGUGAUAUUCCAUUGGAACGGGUGCUUGUAUCAUAUUAUAUAUAAGAAUAAUGGUUUCGGUAGUAAAAACUGGGUGUACCACGACACGGAGACGGCGGAUGUUGUGAAGCAAUAUCUGCAAAGUUAUUACUGGUGCACGCUGGCUUUGACGACGAUAGGUGAUCUGCCUCGUCCACGCAGUAAAGGCGAAUACGUGUUUGUGAUCGCCCAACUACUGUUCGGCUUGCUUCUCUUCGCGACAGUGUUGGGGCACGUAGCUAACAUUGUCACGUCAGUCAGCACAGCCAGGAAGGAGUUUCAGGCGAAACUAGAUGGCGUUAAAACCUACAUGCGCAUGCGACGAGUCCCAAACCACCUGCAAGUGAAGGUCAUUAAGUGGUUUGACUAUCUGUGGCUGACACAGAAGUGCUCAGACGAGGAAAAGGCUGUGUCGUGUCUUCCCGAUAAAUUAAAAGCAGAGAUAGCCAUAAAUGUUCACCUGGAUACUCUUAAGAGGGUGGAGAUUUUUCAAAAUACUGAAGCCGGUUUUUUAUGCGAGCUCGUGUUAAGACUUCGUCCAGUACUGUUCUCACCAGGGGAUUAUAUCUGCAGAAAAGGAGAAGUCGGAAAGGAAAUGUACAUAGUCAAUCGUGGGAAACUACAGGUGAUGGGUGACAACGGAAAAACUGUGCUGGCAACACUAAAAGCGGGUUCUUAUUUUGGCGAAAUUUCAAUUCUGAAUAUGGGGACCGCAGGUAAACAACUUGGCAACCGUCGCACAGCGUCUGUUCGCUCCGUGGGAUAUUCGGACCUGUUUGUGCUGAGCAAGAACGAUAUGUGGGAUGUGCUAAAAGAGUAUCCGGCUGCCCGCGUCCGGCUCGAAGCAAUCGCAGUCAAGAGACUCGAGAAGUACAGAAGGGUGCCAGUUGACAAAGGUUCGUGUACUACCGUAGGCAUGGGUCGUUGCUUUUCGACACCUGGUAUUAUGGAGACAAUUCGCAAAGAGGACGCGAAGCUCUACCAACAGCCUUUGGGGCUAUCAAUCCAUUCGUCGCAUCCGCCUUCCUUCCGGGACCAAAUUUAUAGUUCGUCAGUUAGUCCUCUACGUGUAGCAUCACCAGUGGUAUCAUGUGGUUCAAGUGCCCGCAGUAGCGGCGCAGGUCCUGGUAGCAUGGCGACCACAGGCCCCAAAGUGAUGCGCGACUCCCAUGACGCGCUAGAGUCAGAAAUAAAGAGACUGCGCGAGCGACUGUAUACGGUGGAAACUGAAAAUGCAGCGAUGUCAGCUAAACUAAACCAGCAACAAUGGGAAGUUGAUCAAAGAUUGCAAGAAAUAGAGAUGCAGAUCUGUGGAGGAAGUUCUUUGAGCUCACAGGAGGAGAACGAACGAAACCGGGAGAGCAUUAUAUAACGGCGCGCCUCACCCGCGCCCAUCCGUCGUGUUUCCCCUACACAUACGAUGCGCAUUGCCGCCGUUUGCUGAAACAAACGAGUGUUGAGUGACAGGACAAUUGGUCAGAAAUUUGACAGUUCAGUAAUCGGACUUCUUGUCAUAAAAAUUGACGGUUUUUCGGAAAGACUUCGGUGUUUUGAAAAUGUAAUUGUAUUAACGAAUUAUACAUUAUAUAUACUCGCUAUAACGAGAGAUUGUGUAGUGAGAUUUUGUCGAGACAAUAUUUAAAUUUAAACAUAUGUGCGUGAAGUGGCGUGUGAGACCUGUAUUUGCAGGUUACGUUUAUUAUAAAUAACUUUACGUUCACGUUGGUUUGUGUGUAUGAGAAUUUUACGAAAUUUUUAUCACUUCGAGCGGCGCGUUAUUUAUGAAUUGACAUUUAGAUUAUACAUAAGCCUCGAAAUGUCAAGCCAGGGUUAUUUUAAAAUAAUCAAUACAUAAACUAAAACAGCGGGCUUGGUGAAAUUCACUAAUGUGUUUCUGUAGUUGUAUUAAGAUUCACAAAUGAUAGCUUAAUUAUAUGUAUCCAAAGAACGAUACAGCCUCCCACGGAUAAUUCAGAUUAGUUUAAGACUGAUUUAAGAAAGCACAAUACAUUUUAGCUUCCAAUUAAAUGUCUUACAGUACAGUACGAUGUAUUUCGUACUCAAUACAUUACCUCUCGAACUGUGUUUACGCUGUAAUGAGAUUUCUAGUUAAAACAAUUUAAUGAAAUUGAUAUGGUUUUGUAUGCGGUGAAUACAUUACUAGGCUCAUAAUGAAUUACAACUUAUACAACUGGUUGGAAAUCUUAAUAGUGCAUUCUUUUUUUCUAUCAUUUCGAUUAAAAUAACCCUGUAGAGACAAUGUAAGUUAAAAUUACCGAUUAUUAAAUUUAUCCACUGAGUUUAAGAUUAUGGUUAAUCUGGAUGUUCAAUCUUAUGUUAACUUAAUUAGGUAGGUCUUCAUUGUCAAUAACUUUUUAAGUAUCAAUGAGUUUGACAUAGUAAAUCUUUGUUAUAUGGAUAUAUUUGCUGCGUUGUGUACAAUAUCAAUAUCAUUACGUGUUUAAUACGUCAAACUCAUGGUUGAUCUCAGGCCGUAGCAUGAACAUUACGAUAGGAUCAGUUCGUAUACACAUUCCUUAUAAAGUUUUUUUUACAAAAUUAAACAAAUCUUUACAUAUAAUUAAGUAUUUAAAGGUUAAAUGUAUUGGUAAAUGACUGGUGUAAAUGAUUUUAAACUACCUUAUGCAAAGAAAUCUAUCAACUAACUAAAAUAAAGUCAAUAAAGGAACCUCCAUAGUAUCGUUUCACAAGCGUGUGUUGCGAUCCUUGGGGGGGGGGGGGUGGUUUUAAAAGGGGGUUGCAGUCUAUUGAUACACAAAAGAUUCGUUAAAAAUAGCGUAAUAUAUCAAUAUAUAUUACAGUCACGGGAUAGCAAGACCUUAACUUAUUGGCUUUUUCGUGGUUCGCGACAUAAAAAUGCUUGGAAAAGGAUGCCUUAGGGCAGAAUUACUUAUAUACUUGUAAAAACUUCUCCAUAUAACAAAUAGCUCAUGUUCCAUGUAAUCCAUAUACAUUUCUUUUCUAUUACCAUAACUAAUAACUAUUCGAUAUUGUUCGUGCUAAAGUCUUAGAUGUCAUAAAAUCGCUACCAAAAACGGAAUCAGAUAAACGGCAUUUUAAUUUUUAAUUAUACAAACAUUCGUCGUAUUUAAUACACAGCAUACUGUCUGGGCUCACUGAAAAUCAACGCUAGUGACAGCCAUUUAAAGUUGGUUGGGUGUUUGUUCUUUUUUAUGGUAGCAACACUUAUUAAACAGUCCUUUUUUCUUUAAUUUAACGGGAAUUGUAACGUGCCAGUCGUCACAGUUGUGCGGACGUAUUUUCCGUGCUGAGUUUUGUCAAUUGAUGAAUUGACAAAUGCGUCAAGUAUUAAGAUUAGCAUCAUUAGUAUCAGCAGCAUUCCAAUUCCAAUACUAAGUUUCCCUAUAGUUCCAAAUUUGCGACAGUGCUGCGGUUUGAACUAUAUCGAAAUUGUAUUUCGCUUAGUUGACUUCAGGCCACAAAUUAUUAAGUUAAUAAUCCAACAAAUAUCUACCAAGGAAAUGGAUGAUGUAAUAUUUAAAUCAUACGAUGAUCUAUAUUCUAUAGGUUUUAGUGACCUCGCCCAUACAGUACUUAAUAAACUUACACAGAACAACAUGUGUCUUCUGAAACCGAAAAUCCCUUGAACAGAGUUACCGGAUUCUUUUUGGAAGCGGUUUUUAUAUUAAAUGUAGUUAAAUUGUUCAAUAACAAAAGAACCACGUGUUUACUGAGAUUAUCUCUCGUAAGAUAGAGCAGUUAUUCAGAAUAGUUUUGGUAUUUUGUAAAUCACUACUGCCAAAUAAGAUAAGUAUAGGUUAUACUCAUUGUUUUAUACUCUAUAAAUCACUCGAAGGCGUGAGGCUACGACCGCACUGACGGGUUAAGCUAUAGCUCACACUGCUAGUAGCAAUAUAAGAGAGAUACUUGGAAAAAGAGUAUAGCUCCCUUAUAUCCAAUAAAUUUGUCGUCCGGGAGUUAACACUCAUAGUCGCCGAAACAUAGCCUUAGAGACGUAGUGCUGAAUAUGACUUCAUAAUGUCAAAAAUAAGCAUUUUCGAGCCCUCUGGCUUUAUAGUGUUCAUAGACACCUAUUGGUAAAAUAUUACUCGGGGAGUGGAGACCCAUGACUGACAUUGUAGUUUAUGUCAAAUUUUCAUCAGUGGUUGACAUUUAUACGUCCUUUGAGUUAUGUUAAACUUUCAUAUCUACUUAGUACUCAUUCUUAGCGCAGACAAGAUUGAGAUUACAAUGACCUAGGCUAGGCCUGAGCUAGUACUCUUUUAAAUAUCAACCAGAAUUAGUCACGACAAAAAAAUAUAUACAACUAUACGUACCUAAGAUAGAUCACUAAAUUAUACAAAAGUAGUAAUCACUACGUGUCAAUCAGCCUUGUCAGUGUGUGCGUAGCCUGGUAGAUCGAAGCAGUUUGCUUAGUAUUUCUUAAAAUUAAUUUAGAAGUUAUGUGGAAUGCUAUCUUUAAAUGUACAUAUAUCUAAAAUAUUUAAGGCUGUUUUCAUUGGGAUAAAUUUAUGUUAAGCCACGAGCGUUAUUGGAAAGGAAUGAACGUUGCUCAUUGCGAGAUUCCGCUUGUGUUGGCCACAGAUCUUUUAAUACCUUUAACUAAAAUAAACAGAAAAGUAUUGUACCAUCUAAUUGGUGGAGGUGGAUUUUAUUGUCUAUUGUAAUUGGUUGUUUGGGGAACACUUUUGCUGAUUAUGAGGCAGGCAAUGAAAUAUAACAUGUAUGUCUCUUUAGUAAUAUUGUACUCUGAUCCUCCCAUUGACUUGAUUUUGAUUAAAGUUUCCGUCUUUUUAUCACGUAUAAACACAAUUUAAUAGAGAUCUGUUGUUACUUUAGCAAAUUAGUCUUAUACUGACCCAUCACUUCCGAAUCGAUGCAAAACGUGUGUCACUAAUCAACUCUUCGCUUUAGCCACUCUUAUUUAUUACAAUUUACUUGUUAUUUCUGACAUUAAUAAUUGCCUUAAUUUUGGUUAAAGAUUGUAUUUGCUUUAUGAACCGCUAACAUACCAACACUUUCAUAAUAAUAAGAUUCAAAAUAACAUUUUAUUAGUCUCCAGUAUACUGUUAUGUAGCUUUUGAUAAAAUCUAGAUGUUAAUUUAUUUGUGUCACAUCAAAAACAUGAACUGUGGCUGAACGUGUAAAAAUGGUCCAAUUUUAUUUCGUUAAUCAUACAUAUAACGUAUGUUUUACUGUAUAUAAAAAUUUAUUUACUGUUAUUAUCCAUCGUAAUUCUUGCAUUUCUCUUGUAAGUUAUAAGCGAAUAUUAAAACGAAAAUGCAAGCUUUUUACCUAAUAAUUAUUAAUAUUAUAUCUAGUGAUUCUCAACGAUUUUGUAUAAGAGUGUUCGUACACGUAAAUUGUCUAACUUAACCAACCUUCCAUAUGGCUAGACUAGGACUGUAUAUAUCAGUUUUUAAGCCUAUGUAACCAUUAUAUGAAAUAGCUACAUACAUUGGCGGUUUUGUUUCGAUCUUCAUAAAGAACUUUCUUAAUUUCAUAAAUAAAUAAAUCGAUUUUUUUUAUAUUUAAUCUCGAUGUUUAUCAAUAGUUAAGCUACAGGCUUGACCGUCAUUAAAAAUUGUUGGAAUUAUAUUAGUUCCACCUUUGUUACGUGGACAAAUAUGGCGUACUGCGUCACGCCUGUCGCAAAGUACUUUGUCUACGGUUUCGCGUUAUCAUUUCUAGCCGUGUGCGAGCGCUCUUAUAUUUCGUUAUAAUUGAAUUUUUUUUAAGAUAAGGUGAAAUAUAUAAGGACAAGAUUCCAUUAGCUAGUUGUUUCCGGACCCAGGCUUGUGGAUUUUGGAAAAAUCAAUUAUGUACGUCACUCAUUCAUUUUAUUGUUAAUACAAACAUU
Molecule: messenger RNA, 7019 nt
Organism: Pieris brassicae (large cabbage white)
Lineage: Eukaryota; Metazoa; Arthropoda; Insecta; Lepidoptera; Pieridae
Product: cyclic nucleotide-gated cation channel alpha-3
Exons: 15
Coding region: 336-2528 (730 amino acids)
Biological process (GO): potassium ion transport; monoatomic cation transmembrane transport
Cellular component (GO): plasma membrane; intracellular cyclic nucleotide activated cation channel complex
Molecular function (GO): intracellularly cAMP-activated cation channel activity; voltage-gated potassium channel activity; cGMP binding
Source: RefSeq, a predicted model, not a curated record